Messenger RNA from Lottia gigantea (owl limpet), 489 nucleotides. RefSeq lists its product as hypothetical. Gene Ontology annotation, molecular function: G protein-coupled receptor activity. The annotation marks the transcript as partial. The transcript has a single exon. NCBI's taxonomy places the organism in Eukaryota, Metazoa, Mollusca, Gastropoda, Lottiidae. Gene Ontology annotation, cellular component: plasma membrane. Gene Ontology annotation, biological process: G protein-coupled receptor signaling pathway. The record is from RefSeq and is a predicted model, not a curated record.
AUGAGCGACAUUUACGUCUCUGCCACGUUUUCAAGUCACCAGUCUAACCAGUCCGUCACCAGCCACCCAUCUGCUAAAGACUUCAAGGAAUUCAAAAUAGCCGAUAUAGUUAAUCUUUACGUUCCGCCUAUUCUAGUUUUAGUCGGCAAUGUCUGUAACAUUUUAGCUAUAUGCGUCAUGAGGACACAACACUUCCGAUAUCUGUCUACAUCCGUCUACAUGAUAGCUUGUGCAUUAAACGAUGCUACAAGUUUGAUUAUAUCGCUGACAGCUCAUUGGUUGUAUAUGAAUUUCCCGGAAAUAGUUGUUAGAUCAGCAUACUCUCAUUACAUGUGCAAGUUUUUUAACUUCUACGGUUGGGGAAACUGUGACUAUACCAUCAUCUUGACUGCGGCUAUGACUGCAGAUCGUGCGUUUGCUAUAAUGAAACCCUUAAAAGCAUCUACCUUGAAUUUAGUGAAAAGAGCCAAAAUUGUCGUCGUUUCACUU